This is a messenger RNA of Nematolebias whitei (Rio pearlfish), 795 nucleotides long. RefSeq names its product phospholipid phosphatase-related protein type 5-like. Bases 22 to 795 code for a protein of 257 amino acids. The transcript has 5 exons. NCBI's taxonomy places the organism in Eukaryota, Metazoa, Chordata, Actinopteri, Cyprinodontiformes, Rivulidae. Gene Ontology annotation, molecular function: phosphatidate phosphatase activity. Gene Ontology annotation, biological process: phospholipid metabolic process; signal transduction; phospholipid dephosphorylation. The record is from RefSeq and is a predicted model, not a curated record.
AUUCCGCAUUCAAAGACGACCAUGCUGUACUUUCAGGUGGUGAUUCUGGCAGCGAUGUUCAUGCUCGUUUACCACUGUGAGUUCACGGACACGUUCAGUCCAGCAGAGCAGGGCUUCAUUUGCAAUAGCCCAGCUUUGAGUAAACCUGACCCUGGACCUGAACAGGACAGCCGAGUGCAGCCUGUAAUUCUGUACUGCGUGGUGAGCGGAAUGCCUGUCGUACUCAUUUCAGGAGUGGAGGUGUUUAUAUUCCUCCUUCAGUCCCGCUCAAAUAGCCUGUAUGACUACGAGAAGAUUGUUGUCAUGUGGGACUGUUGCUAUUUGAACCAUAUGGUGCGCAGGACGUCACGUUUCCUUGGGGUCUAUGCGUUUGGAUUGUUCACAACUGAUGUUUUUGUCAGUGUCAGUCAGCUGGUCACAGGAAGUCUGGCUCCUUAUUUCCUGUCUGUAUGUCAGCUCAAUUACACUGCAGUCGACUGCCUGGACAAGAUGCACUUUGUCUGGCAAUCAGAUGCCUGUACAGGUGACCCUGAUGACAUCACAAGAGCCCGAAAAUCAUUUCCUUCCAAAGAGGCCGCUCUCAGCUUGUAUACAGCUGCCUAUUUGGCAAUGUACAUCAUGUCCUUCACCAGCUCCUUUAGGAGCCAUCUCCUGGGCCCCUUUGUCACUCUGGCAUUGAUCAGUCUGGCUGUGCUAACAGGCAUCAACAGAGUGGCUGAAAAUCGUAACCACUGGAGAGACGUUAUCGCUGGACAAGCCAUUGGGGCUGGUAUCGCCAUCUUUUUGGUCAGUUGA